Molecule: messenger RNA, 2632 nt
Organism: Owenia fusiformis
Lineage: Eukaryota; Metazoa; Annelida; Polychaeta; Sabellida; Oweniidae
Source: the annotation of a GenBank genome assembly
CACCUCCUAAAUAUGUUCGUCGCUAUGAUCACAGUAAGUAUAUAUCUAAGGCUUAUAUAUGUGGCUAAUGUGGAUUAAAAGAUGUAUUUGCUGUUUGAAUCAUUUAAUUCAUUUAAACAUACACUGCAUUACAUGUACAUUCAAGCAUCCUGUAACUUUAUUGGAAUCACAUGUUACACUAGUAGGCAAGCGAAUGAAGAUGAGAUCAAGAUUGGAGUACCUCGCAUUUACAAGUAUAUGUGUGACAUGUGUGAUCAUUACCAUAGUUGCUAUAGUAAGGUUCGAUGUUGAUACAAGCUCGGUUUUCGCAUUGAUAGAUGGACGUCGAUUCCAUUAUGGUGAGUUACGUCCGUAUGGGGAAGGAAAUGAGGCGAUUGACCGUCAAAACAAAUCUGGUCUACACAUACAUGUAUUUGAACGUGAUACGACGAUUGGCAACAGGUUUAAUUAUGGCUAUAAGAAAACAAAUAGCAUAGUUAACGAUUUCAAAGAUCGAACUGGUGCACAAAUAAAUAACCAGUCUUCGACCUAUCGGGAUAAUUAUCGGAAAACUCACAUCGAGGCGAAUUACAAUAAAGUUAAACAGCAUUUCAUAGUUGUAACACAGCCUCGUUGUGGUUCAAACUUGAUGGAUUCAUAUCUCAACCAGCACCCACUGGUGACGUGUUACAAUGAACUCAUCAUGCAACCAAUACUCAGCCAGUUCAAUCUAUCCAAUAAAUCAUCCAGGUCACAGCUAUUGAACUAUGUUGGAGACAUCAUAGGUUUUGCCAGUACUACUGAACCUAGAACAAAUUCCCGAACAGAUUUCCCUGGCUCCACCAGUGCCACAAAAACAAGGUUUGGUACUAAUGCUGGUUUAUCAAGCAUGAUUUCAACAGGAUUCAAAGUGCAUUUAAGUCAGAUGAUCAAAUUUAACAUCACCAUGGAAUCUUUUCUAAGAAAACUGAAGAGGCCAAAGUUAAUAUUACUCUACAGGAAGAACUUGUUAGAACAGUACGUCAGCUGGCAGAUAGCGGCCGAAACCAGACUCUGGUGGUCUACAGAUAUACAAAACACAAUCUCGCACAAACUCAGAUUAAAUCAAUUCGAGCACUUUAUACUUACAGAGAGAAUUCUCUGGCUUAAGUUAAUGAAAUUACUGAGGAGAAAUCGGUAUAUUCGGGGCAACGAUUACAUUCUUGUUAGCUAUGAAGAUUUGGUUGUUGAUAAUAGCAAAACGAUGAAUGGUGUGUUUAAAAUGCUUGGAUACAGAGAAGAAAGAAGACAUCUAUUCACAUGGUUGCUGAAGCAAAACCCAAUGUCAUUAAGCAAGAAGAUAUCUAACUAUGUCGAAAUUAAACCCCAUUUGGAACGAUUAGAUUAUACAUUGCAUGUCAAAACACAACUCCCAUCUAAUUUUGCAGUUAACGUGUAUUCUCGUUAAAGAAACAUUUUGAGAUAUCAGACCUGUAAAGUGUCAUUAUCUUAAGAUUAAUAAACGUGGGAGAUAAACAAUACAAGGGUUAAUACAAAAUGACGGCAUCAUUUUGUAUCAAUUUAGCAUUUAUAUUUGAUAAUUGUUUUUUAAAGUGUAAAACAUCCUGAUUGUAAGUUAGGUGACAACAGUCCAACAUGCCUAGUUUACGCAACUUAGGUAAACAAUUAGAGAAAUUAUUGAUACGAUCCAUUAGUAUUUAGGGUAAUAUUUCAAGCUGAAUAAUGAUGAGUACAAGUUAUGAAGUGUUAACGUAUGAAGCAACCAUGGCAGCAUAUGUUAUAUAAUAAUACAUAUAUGAUAUAUGAGAGUUCAAUGUUUGACCUCCGGAGGUUGGUGGGCACGUGGUCGUUGGUUGGGGUGCCGUUUUAUUAUAAACUCCAUCAAGAUAUCGUUUCAUAGUUAAUGGAAAAUCGGUAAACAUGCCAUCUAUACCAACUGAAAGGAGUUUCUCGUAUUCUUGAUACGGAUCUUGACCAUAAUCCCAUAACAAGAAACGAUCUUCGUUUCUGAGUGUAUACGUGUGUACCUUCAGUCCAUGCGCAUGCGCUCGGGCCACCAAGUUACUUACUCCACCUAUCGGCUGUUUGCUGCCACCUAAAGGGUCUUUCCCAUACACUAUUAGGGAUUUGGAGGGCCCUAUACCGUACAUAUACGUGGACCAUUCCCUCAGCUCCCCAUCCGUAGCAUUAAAGGCUGCUAACAGGAGCACGAGUGGGACUUUAGUUCUGUUGGCCAAAUAUUCUAUACUGUCUAAACUAAAAGAUUGUAGAAACACGGGGGAAUUUUUUUCAGUAUAUCCAUUCCUUUCCAACUCGUCAACUAAGAGGUCCUCAAAUGUUGUAUUCGCAUUCUCAACAAUAUCUAAACUGUUAACCCAAUCUGGAUCUUUGGUUUCUACAUGGAUGGCGAUCACCCUGGAUGCGUUUUUGCUGACGUCUAUCAUUUCCUGCAGUGUUGGUAUUGGAAAUUGCAAGUCAAAAUUUUUGUCCCGGUAUGAACGUUGUUGCUUCUUUCUAAGCGUUUUCAGUUCGUUCAAUGUAAAGUCAACGGAGAACCAGUUAUCAACUACAUGUGUCAGGCCAACCAAUCUCGUUGUCUGCAAUAAAGGAGAUUAAAAAUUGUUUAAACCAUGAAUACUUAUUUUCUGAUUGU